Messenger RNA from Porites lobata, 1191 nucleotides. NCBI's taxonomy places the organism in Eukaryota, Metazoa, Cnidaria, Anthozoa, Scleractinia, Poritidae. The record is from the annotation of a GenBank genome assembly.
AUGGCUCUCGUCUUCGGAUUUCCAACUUAUUAUCCGAUGUCCCGGUAAGUUUUUCGAAAACAGAUUUUUUUCUUUGUCGGUAAGAAUUGAGUUAUUGCUCAAUUUUGCUCACACAAGAAGCUUAAUUUUCCGGCUUGUUCAGUGCUUUUUCUAAAUUUUUUUUUUGCCUUCAAUUCUUUAGUCAACAAUACUUCUGACCGAGUAUUGGGUUUGCUUGGUGUCAGUCGUUUAAUACGAAAGAUUGCACCUCAUAAGAAAAAAAGCCGAAAUUAGUGAAGCAUUGAGGCGAAUAGGCGUUGAGUUUAUUCUCUGUUACCAACCUUUAAGAGGGAAAGCUUUAAAUACGAUAAAACGUUUUAAAUGAAUUACCAGUUAAUUAUAAAGCGUCUGAAGCAUACAGUCAGUCUUCCUAAUUUACUGUCAUUUUUCUCAUUUAUUUCCACAGCAGAGACUACAAUGAAGCUGUUCUAGGUUUUGGGUUUUUGGAUGAUUUAUGGAAAGAGUUAGCUCUUCCUUGUAACGAACAGGCGCGAGACACUAACUUUCAAUGCAGGCAAAAUAAUUUGGCAGUCCAGGGCCCAAUCAAGAUUGCCUCUCUGCCACUAAAGCAGUACCAGAGAGAAGACAUUUCACUCGGUGUUGACGGCGAAGGUAUCAUCUUACACGGUCAGCAUCGAUCAGAGAGAGAAGAUGGAUUUGAGAAUAAUGAGUUUAAAAAGAUUAUUAAGCUGCAUGACGGAGUUGAUCGAACAACAGUAAAGUCGCGUGUGAUCAAAAAUCUAAAAAGUGGCAGCGUGCUGCUUCUUGAAGGCAACAGACGCGUUGAAGAGAAAGCAAAACAAGACGAUGGCAAAUUUCAGGUUAAAUUGGAUCUGCGUUGAUUUAAACCAGAAGAUAUCAAAGUCCAGCUUCGUGGACAUGAGCUCAAAGUCACGGGAAAACACAAAUCAGAAGACCAAGAUUUCUAUUUUUCACGUGACUACAUGUACGUACGGCCAUCGUGUUUUUUUGCCUGAUGACGCAGACCUUGGUUCAGUGACGCCACGCCUCUCCAAGAACGGCUUGUUAAUCAUAGAAGCGUCACGUGACCCAGUUUUACUGCCGAGUAACAGAAAUGUGGAGGUCUCUAUGGAAGUUGAUGAGCCACAACCUGAAGAGCAGGCCAAACAAGUGGCAAAUAGUGAUACAGAA